CCAAAACCAGAAAUUUCUUUUUAGAAAAAAUCUUCUCGGAAAAAUUUGUCCCAACAUUUGAUUUAAAGUACUGUCAGCACUAAAAUAAAGAUUUAAUAGAGAAGAACCUUCACUAAUCAACUAGUGGAGGAGGAAUAAUUUUAUUGGAGUAACAUCCCAGGAGAACUAGAAUCUGGAAUGGAACGAUUGGGGAGACAAAGUCCCAUUCAUAAGCCAAGCCAACUCAUCAUUUCCACAGGAAAUGCCCAAAACCUACAUUGGAUUGGAUCUCUGGUCUGCCCCACCCCAAAAAGUAACCGUUGGAUGCUGUACACAGCAAACACAUUUUAAAAGCCCUUGCCCCCCUCUUCCACUCUGUCCUGGACGGAACCUGAAACCACCAGAUUAUUUAUUUAAGAAGCCAGGAAUCUCUUUAUAAAUAUUCCCCCCCAUAAACUCUUUCAGACAACGAAAGAAACAGGAACUUCUACAAACACAGAAAUCUUGGGAAGAGCUGAAGUGAAGAUGGGUAUGGUUGUAGUUAUCUCUCUACCACUAAUUAUCUUCUGCAUAUUACUUGGUGUUGGAUGUUACUUCUUGGGAAGAGCUAAAGGGAGACGAGAUAUCCUUACCAACCCUCAGAUUUAUGGGGUACCAGCUCCGCCGCCCGAUGCAACUCCUCCUCCUCCUUCUACACACACCAUCCUGACAACUUAGACAAUGUUUGAUAGGGGUAUCACAGAAUUGAAGCUACACCAGGUGCAAGAUUGGAUUAUAAGAAUGGGCUCCAUUCGAAAAAAAUUGUUUUCCCAUGUCUCUAUCUUUUUGGGUGUAGAGAAAAGUGGAUUGUUUAUAUAUAUAU
Molecule: messenger RNA, 841 nt
Organism: Durio zibethinus
Lineage: Eukaryota; Viridiplantae; Streptophyta; Magnoliopsida; Malvales; Malvaceae
Source: RefSeq, a predicted model, not a curated record